Molecule: messenger RNA, 1822 nt
Organism: Coniophora puteana RWD-64-598 SS2
Lineage: Eukaryota; Fungi; Basidiomycota; Agaricomycetes; Boletales; Coniophoraceae
Product: DUF453-domain-containing protein
Exons: 3
Coding region: 349-1647 (432 amino acids)
Source: RefSeq, a predicted model, not a curated record
GUCCUCGGUGAUCUUCUUGUUCACGAAGUAGCGCAGCUGGUCCGAGAGUCUCGUCAUGAAGGGCGUGCCUGUUGAUUUUUCCAUCCAUAUAUCAGCAUUUACCCCAGCCAAAGAGAUAAGAUGGGCGACGCACCAGGCGUGAUGCAGUUACUAUCAAACGCCUUCUCCUCGGGCAGCUUCUCGCCCGCGCGCUCCGCCUUCUCGCGGACCUCGCGCGCCUCUUUUGCAGUGCGGAAGCGACGCGAGCGUUGUUGAUUCAUCUUGGCGCGGGGGGCGACACCGUCGAUGGCCAUGAAGAAGAGCUUCUUGGGCUUGAUCUUGCCGAAGAGCAUGUCGACGUAGGCGAAGAUGGCGGUGAAGAUCUGUUCUUCGGACAUGCGGAAGUGGGCGUCGUCGUCAUUAGGAUGGGAGCCUGUGCGGAGGAAAACUACUGCAACGCCGAACCCGCUGCCCGCGUCUUUCCUGCGCGGCGGCACCUCCAAGGGCAUCUACAUCAACGCCGACCUCCUCCCCUCCUCGCAGGACGAAUGGACACCCAUCCUGUGCGGCCUCAUGGGCUCUCCUGACAGCUACGGCCGCCAGCUGAACGGCAUGGGCGGCGGCGUCUCCAGUCUCUCCAAGGUCUGCGUCGUCGGCCCGCCUCGUGCGCCUGAGGCAGUCGCGCAAGGCGCGGAUGUGGAGUACACAUUCGUGCAGGUGGGCAUCGACACGCCCAAGCUCGAUUUCUCGGGAAACUGCGGCAAUCUUACAAGCAUGGUGGGCGUGUUUGCGGUGGACGAGGGGAUAUGUCGCUCUGUGCGACUCAGCACGACCGCUGGUGAUACUCUGGGUAGUAAGAGCGCAGAUGCGACGCGCACGGGCACGGUCCGUCUAUUCAACACCAACACGCGCAAGCUCAUCGACACCACCUUCCCCGUCUCUGUCUCCUCUACUGCACCACCAGUGCCCCUGCUCGACCUCCCACAAACCCGCAUCGCAGGCGUCGACGCCCUAUCCUCCGCCAUCGCUCUCGACUUCCUUAACCCCGCGGGCACACGUACAGGCGCGCUCCUCCCUACCGGAAACCCCACCGACACCCUCACCGUCCCCUCCCUCCCACACCCCAUACGCGCAUCCCUCAUAGACGCAACAAACCCCACAAUAUUCGUCCCCCUCUCCGACCUCUCGUCUCAACUCCCCAACACACCCACCACCACCCUCGACCUCAGCGCACCCCCCGUCCGCAACAUCGUCGAACUAAUCCGCCAAGCAGGCGCACGCGCCAUGCGCCUCGACCCCACCGCCCAAGCCCAACCCAAAAUCGCAUUCCUCUCCCCCCCUCCAGACCCCUCCUCCGCCGACCUGCGCAUCGACGCGUUCUCGAUGGGCGUCCCGCACAAGGCCGUGCCCGGCACAGUCGCGCUCUGCGCGGGCGUCGCUGCGUCUGUCGAGGGCACCGUCCCAUGGGAGAUCGUCAGUGCCGCUCAGACGUCAAUUUCGUCUCGCGCAGACUGGAAGGAGGAAGAAGGGACGGAAACGCGCGUGAGGCUCAGGCAUCCCAGCGGGGACACCGAGGUCGGCGCUGUGAUCUCGCCCGAGCGCGAGGUGCAGAGCGCGAGACUGUUCAGGACGGGGCGGAGGCUUAUGAAGGGCGCCGUGUGGUGGUAAGCGUCUUGCAAGUAGGUACAGUCUCGUUCGACUCCGUGUACUAUUUCCAUUUUUUUUUUCACGGAUUCCAUGUUAUGUACUAUACCAGCCCAUGCACAGAGGAUUCUGCUAAAAGCUCAUGUCCAUAUCGUACAUGCGGGCUAUCUCAGUUCCAGACGCUCGGCGCAUCUACCCG